Aphanomyces astaci is the source of this 697-nucleotide messenger RNA. RefSeq lists its product as hypothetical. The record is from RefSeq and is a predicted model, not a curated record. The transcript has 5 exons. The coding region runs from base 6 to 650 and encodes 214 amino acids. NCBI's taxonomy places the organism in Eukaryota, Oomycota, Saprolegniomycetes, Saprolegniales, Verrucalvaceae.
CCAACAUGAGCUGCGCCCAUGAACACGGGGACCACGAUCAUUCCCAUGAUCACGCCCAUUCGCACGAAGUGGAGGACGCCGAAGGAGAUUCGCUGUUCCAGUACAUUGACACGAGCAAGGUCCGGGUCUUGAACGCCUUGGACGAGGACCACCGCACCCAUCCGUUCAAAAGCGCGGCGCUCAAGAAAAGCAAGGAUACGUUCUUGGAGUCCAACGAAGAUGACCCGGAGUUGAUCUUGUACAUUCCAUUCACAGAAGCGGUGAGCAUCAAGUCCAUUUGCAUUUCGGGUGGCGAAGACGGACUGCAUCCCAAAUCCGUGAAAUUGUUUUCCAAUCGCGAAGACAUUGACUUUUCCAACGCCACGGAGUUACCACCGUUGCAAAAGCUCGACCUGGUCGAAGACUCUGACGCGCACAUCAACUACCCCCUUCACUUGCGAAAGUUCCAAGGAGUGAGCAGCAUCACGUUGUUCUUUGACGCGAGCUUUGGCGGCGACCAAACCCGCGUGUAUUACAUUGGGCUCAAGGGCGAAAGCAAAAAGUGGCGCCAUGGAGUCGUGGAAUGUGUGUACGAGAGCCGCCCUCAAUUCAGCGACCACAAGAUCCCUGGGGCAGCCAUGUUUGACUCGACCAGCAAAGACGCGGCGUAGAAUCGGCGGCUUGUUAAAUAUACACUUUGAUGCUUGGACUACUACUA